GCACAAUCCCUAUUCGGUUGUCUCGCCUGAUGACGGCGGCAAAAGACUUGAUGGAGAUCCGUCUGGGGCACACAUUCCCUGGAUUUUACCCUUCAGAAGAUUCCACGACCGCUCAUGAAUUGAAAAGUAUCCUAGUUUGUUAGAUACUAAAGUCUUGCAAAGUGUUGGUCAAAUUGGCUGCCAAAAGGCUACCGCCGAGAAUCACCGAGAGCAUUGACAUCGGAGAAAAUCCCGAGCGGUCGCUAUGGCGCGAUGGUCGGGGGGAGAUCGGAGCGGGAUCUCCACUCUUCAAUUGACCGGUUCAAUUCACCCCAAAAUUUAUCUUAUGUGCUCAUUUUUGCUCUUUUGACACCUCAUCUCUCUCCAUCGUCCCUCUCCACGCCAUGUCUGGUGCUCGGAAUCUCUCAAACGCCCUGCGGCGGGCACGAGUGCCUCGUCCUCGCAUCGUCGUCCGACCCGCCUUGCUUCAAUCACCGGCCACGACUGCUAUCCGCACCUUCAGCGUGAGCUCCACUACUCGCGCCGACAAGCAGAUCAAGUACACUAGCGACGCAUACCCCAAUGUUAAGCGUGACCCCAACUUUGGCGAGCUUACUGCCGACGAUGUGGCUUUCUUCAAGGAGCUUCUGGGCUCCCAGUCCGCCGUGGUGGACGGCGUGACCACCGAUGCGACGGACGACAUUGAGCCCUUUAACAGCGACUGGAUGCGCAAGUACCGCGGCCACACACGCCUGGUUCUGAAGCCCCAGAGCACGGAGGAGGUUAGCAAGGUGCUAAAAUACUGCAAUGAGCGGAAGUUGGCGGUGGUGCCCCAGGGUGGAAACACUGGCUUGGUCGGUGGUUCGGUCCCCGUCUUUGACGAGAUUGUGAUCAACACCUCGCGGAUGAACCAAAUUCGUUCGUUCGAUGAGGCUUCCGGUGUACUGGUUGCCGAUGCUGGUGUCAUUCUCGAGGUGGCAGACCAGUACCUUGCUGAGCGUAACCACCUGUUCCCUCUGGACUUGGGCGCCAAGGGAUCUUGCCACAUUGGAGGUAACGUUGCGACCAACGCUGGUGGUCUGCGACUGCUGCGGUAUGGUUCUCUUCAUGGAACCGUGCUAGGUCUUGAAGCAGUCCUGCCGGACGGGACUAUCGUUGAGUCGCUCUCUACACUGCGCAAGAAUAACACCGGAUACGAUCUCAAGCAGCUUUUCAUCGGUGCCGAAGGAACAAUUGGCCUGAUCACCAAGGUUGCUAUCAUUUGCCCCCCGCGACCCAAGGCUGUGAACGUUGCCUACUUUGGAUUGGAGAGCUUCGAGCAGGUGCAGCGUGCCUACCGGGAGGCCAAGGGCCAACUUUCGGAGAUCCUAUCUGCAUUUGAAUUGAUGGACGGCCGCAGCCAGCGCUUGGUGCACGAGUCCACCGGCAACAAGUACCCCUUGGAGGGUGAAUACCCCUUCUACUGUCUCGUUGAGACUAGCGGUUCUAAUUCCGAGCACGAUAUGGAAAAGCUCGAGUCGUUCCUCGAGCACGUUAUGGGUGAGGGCAUCGUCGCCGACGGUGUCUUGGCUCAGGAUGAGACGCAGUUCCAGGCUAUCUGGCGCUGGCGUGAGGGUAUCACCGAGGCUCUGAGCCAUCUGGGUGGUACCUACAAGUACGAUGUGUCGAUCCCGCUGCCUGAGCUGUACCAGCUUGUGGAGGACUGCAAGCAGCGGCUUACCGAGAAGGGAUUCGUUGGCGACGACGACUCCUUCCCCGUUCGGGCCGUUGUCGGCUAUGGCCACAUGGGUGACUCCAACCUGCACCUGAAUGUGUCUGUUCGCCAGUACAACAAAGAGGUUGAAAAGGCUAUUGAGCCUUGGGUUUACGAGUGGAUUCAGAAGCGCCAGGGCAGUAUCAGUGCUGAGCACGGUCUGGGUAUUGCCAAGCGGGAGUUCAUUGGAUACAGCCAGAACGACACUAUGGUGAAGCUGAUGAAGCAGCUGAAGGCACUUUACGACCCGAACGGCAUUAUGAACCCGUACAAGUACAUCUAGGAAUGACCCGAUAGAGUUGCAUGGGGUGUGUAGUCGUGUGUAUAAAAAAUAUAUCCUUUUCUUUUUGCUUCACUCGAUAAUCUAUCAAAGUUUUGAGUAUCAUUUAGAUUGUUUAAUUUCUUUUUGCAUAGAGUUUGGACUCUCGUCCUUUGCCACGGAAAUGCGGGCGCACAUGACGCAGG
This is a messenger RNA of Penicillium brasilianum, 2197 nucleotides long. Lineage: Eukaryota; Fungi; Ascomycota; Eurotiomycetes; Eurotiales; Aspergillaceae. The record is from the annotation of a GenBank genome assembly.